This is a messenger RNA of Dibothriocephalus latus, 369 nucleotides long. Lineage: Eukaryota; Metazoa; Platyhelminthes; Cestoda; Diphyllobothriidea; Diphyllobothriidae. The record is from the annotation of a GenBank genome assembly.
AUGAUUGUUCUACUGACCACUCCAGGCUGCCCCUGCAUGGACCACAUUCUUGAGCUAGAAAAGGAAGAAGAGAUUAUUACACAGGCCAAGGGCCCCCAUCCUUUCAACGGACGACCUGCAUUCGUUGUCAUGCCUAGAAAUAGCGGUUGCAACGUCACCGCUAUUCCAAUCAGUGAAGCUGAACCCUUCUCAAGGCGGGUUCUAUUUCCGGAGGCGUGGGCUGGCAAAAGAGAUCGCGAACUGGACCAGGCCGUCGGUAUCAGUGGCUGCAUUUUUGCGCACUCCGGCCGAUUCAUGGUCGAACACACGACUCUGAAUGGAGCCAUCGAAAUGGCCAAACUCGCCCUCAAGGCUGCUGGCUACUUGUAA